AUGUGUAGUACAAGAGCAAUAGGUAUUGAUUUCGGUACAGUAUAUUCAUGUGUCGCUGUAUUUCAAAAUGGCAAAGUUGAAAUCAUUUCUAAUGAACAAGGCAAUCGAAUAACGUCAUCAUGUGUUGCAUUCACCAAUAACAAACGUUUGAUCGGUGAUGCAGCUAAAAGUCAAAUAUCUAUGAAUCCAAAGAAUACAAUUUUUGGUUUUAAACGACUUAUUGGUUGUAAAUUUGAUGAUGCAACUGUACAAGCUGAUAUGAAACAUUGGCCAUUUAAAGUAAUUAAUGAUAAUGGUAAACCAAAGAUUCAAGUUGAAUAUAAAAAUCAAAUAAAAUUAUUCACACCUGAAGAACUAUCUUCAAUGAUAUUAGCAAACAUGAAGGACAUAGCGGAAAUUUAUCUUGGUAGAAAGAUUUCUGAAGCUGUUAUUACUGUUCCAGCUUAUUUUAAUUAUUCACAACGUCAAUCUAUAAAAGAUGCUGGUAUUAUUGCUGGUCUUAAUGUAUUACGUAUUAUAGAUGAAUCGACAACAGCUGCUAUUGCUUAUGGUUUAGUUAACAAAAUUUCAGCUGAACGAAAUGUAUUGGUUUUUGACUUGGGUGCUAGCAAUGUUAAUAUAACAGUUUUGACAAUUGAAGAAGAUAUUUUUGAAGUUAAAUCAAUAGCAAGUAGUACACAUUUAGGUGGAGAAGAUUAUGUUAAUCGAAUAGUUGAAUAUUUUGUUCGAGAAUUUAAACGUAAACAUAAUAAAGAUUUACAAGAUAACAAACGUAGUCUUCAACGACUACGUAAUGCUUGUGAAUGUGCUAAACUUACUUUAUCAUCAUCAUGUCAAGCAUCAAUUGAAAUCGAUUCAUUACAUGAAGGUAUUGAUUUCUAUUGGACAAUAACUCGUGAAUGUUUUGAAGAACUUAAUAUUGAUUUAUUUCGUUCAACAAUCGAACCUAUUGAAAAAGCUUUAGGUGAUGCUAAAAUGGAUAAAGCAAGUAUUCAUGAAAUUAUUCUUGUUGGUGGUUCAACACGCAUACCAAAAGUACAACAAAUUUUACAAGAUUUCUUUAAUGGUAAACAAUUAAAUAGAUCAAUGGAACCAGAUGAAGCUACCCAGGACGAUGAUUACGACGAUCCUAAACGACCGUUUACGGUCGUUUACGGUACCGUAAACAGUCGUAAACGCUGA
Molecule: messenger RNA, 1182 nt
Organism: Rotaria sp. Silwood2
Lineage: Eukaryota; Metazoa; Rotifera; Eurotatoria; Philodinida; Philodinidae
Source: the annotation of a GenBank genome assembly